UUUUUUGAUCAAAUUGAUUUGAUAUAGGUACAUUCAUAUUAAACCUAUGUAGUGUAUGGUAAACAUUAAACAAUAAUUAAUAAAUCUUAGUUUUGUAUACAUUGUAUUAAGUGUCGCGUAGUUUUCGAGUUUGUGAAUUCGUCUCAAAAAUUGUUUCAAAUAUUGAAUAAAUUAUAUACUAAUAAAGUUUCAAGAUGCACCUUUAAAUAUGAUUUAUUACCAAUUUAUUGAAUUCGUUUGUGUUUGUAUAAUCACUGUUUCACUCUUUUCAGUCCCAUAUACAAAUGGGUUAAAUAAUAAUAAUAUAAAAAUGUAUCCAAAACUUGGUGAAAAUGUUACACUAAAAUGUGGCAGCAAUAACAUUAAAAAUUCCAAUGUGUUGUGGAAAAUUAAUCAUCAAGAAUUACCUGGUCGAGCUAAAAUUUUGGAAAAUGGAAAUUUAUUCAUUUCAUCAUUCAAUUCAUCAGAUGCUGGUGUUUAUAUUUGUGAUCUAGCAGCUGCUAAUGGCUAUGUUGAGCAUGCUCCACUGGCUAAAUUUGAACUAAAACCAAAAAGUGUACCUGGAUCCUUGAUAGAUGUAAAAGUUAUACCUAAUACUGUAUUAAUGCUCAUCACAUGGAGAAAAAUAGAAAACAAUGAUGAAUUAUCUGUUAAAAAUAUUACCAUUAGGUACAGAAUUAUAGACGAUAAAAAUUCAAGAGAUGAUUGGAAUGUUCUUCAAGUAAAUCCAUCUAAGGUUUUCAAAAAUAUUUACUCGCUGCGUCCAAAUACAUUAUAUAAAAUUCAAAUUUGGGCCAACAAUGAUAUAGGUGAUGGAGCUAAAACUGAAUUGACCACUAAAACAUUAAGCGAUAUGACAGAAUCUGAGUUAGAAAAACACCUUUUAGAAGGUAUUAAUACAUUUGAUACAAGAGCGUGGACAUUUGCAGUGGUUGUGAUUAUGAGUACCUUUAGUAUAUUUGUAAUAGCAUUGUGUUGCUUAUUUGUCAAGGAUCCCAGAGUGCAGAAAAGAUUGGAAAACAGCGAUGAUGUUGAACGAAUUGAAUUAAUACCAAAUAUUACUAUAAAUCCUGGUUAUUGUGAAACAUAGCUAAGAUUUGAAUACACUGAUACUAAUUUUUGAGUCGGUGUGUAAUCAAUUUGCUGUUUGGUGAUUUAGUUUGAUAAUUUUUUUUAUAUUUUUUAGUUUUGACAUUUGGUUUAAUUUUUGAAUCAUAAACAA
This is a messenger RNA of Melanaphis sacchari, 1222 nucleotides long. RefSeq lists its product as uncharacterized. The coding region runs from base 209 to 1090 and encodes 293 amino acids. Lineage: Eukaryota; Metazoa; Arthropoda; Insecta; Hemiptera; Aphididae. The transcript is spliced from 6 exons. The record is from RefSeq and is a predicted model, not a curated record. Gene Ontology annotation, molecular function: protein binding.